Messenger RNA from Folsomia candida, 2166 nucleotides. RefSeq lists its product as uncharacterized. NCBI's taxonomy places the organism in Eukaryota, Metazoa, Arthropoda, Collembola, Entomobryomorpha, Isotomidae. The record is from RefSeq and is a predicted model, not a curated record. Bases 131 to 1987 code for a protein of 618 amino acids. The transcript is spliced from 5 exons.
CCUUCACAUCAAUUCUUAUCGGGCCAGUCUGGUCCGGGACUCUCAUCCGGGUAGUCGUCCGAGGAGGAGACCCGAUCCGAGAAAAGGAAGGCAGACAACAACGUGUGCAGGUGCAGGGAUUUUUGUCCCAAUGGCAUUGUUACCAUCCGGUAAUGAGACGACCCCGACGACACACUGGAUAAUUCAUAAGACGGGCAUAAAACCAACUCCGCUACAAGAAUUGCAUCCACUUCUAUUCCCACCUGUUCUCAACCGAAUAUUUGGACACUUAUCAUUUUGGCAUCAAAAGAAAUGCAGAUCCGUCUGCAAAACUUGGGAAGCCGAAUUGCAGCACUUUCUCCGUCUCACGUGCAAAGUAAACCUGUCCAAGUUGGCUACCUUCAUUUCCGACGAAGAGGAAAAAUAUAAGGGCCGACACAAUCAUCACGAAGAAGCUGAAAAUCAAGACUGUACGACAACUGUACCUAUUCCACUAUCACUGCCAAGAAUAAGUAAAAUAUGUACAAGUUUCAUAAUCGAGGGGGAGGACCCUUCCCUUCUAAUCCGGGUUCUAAUCCACCUCGGCCUUCUCCCUGCACUGCCACAAAUCAAAUACUUGGAGAUCAAAAACUUCACUUGGAGCUUGACCCACGUGACAAAACUGGUACGAGAACUGCCCCUCUUGGAAGAGCUUAGACUCCCUGUGAUGUGUUCAUCUUUAAACUCGUCACCAAUUUCGACACCCCAUCGUCACCACCACACGAACAAGUACAUUUCAAAGUCUGCCUGCAUAACGAAGAAUUGGAAACGGAGGGAUUUUCUGGGGGACGACGACGCGGAGGAGGAAUUCGUCAAACUGAAACGAAUCAUUGUUACCUUGUCGGUCAGAGACUUGCAAUCUUUCGAAUAUGCAAAGUCCGCCUUUCUGCAGGUCGAACCCCUCUUAAAACUCGUCCAGCUGACGCCCAACCUUGAAGAGAUUUACUACCCAAACAUCGUCCAAUUCACGUCCCCCGUCCACAAUCCGGCCAGACUUUUGUUAGAAAGCAUCAUCACUAGCGACACCCCCUUUUCCAAGCUGGCCGUCCUAAAAAUCGACACAUUUCUGACCAACACCGACCUCAGGAUACUCACUGCCAAGCGCCUCCCCUUUAGCAGCCUGCAACUCACUGUCACUCCAGAAAUUGGAUGUACAAAUCUUUACAACUUUUUUAAAUGUUGUGAAAACACGUUGAAAUCGGUCGUCCUCACGUUUCGGGAUGGGUUUCGAUUAACAAGCAGGUUCCCCACGUUGUCACGACUGGACACGAUGGCCCUCAUUUUGUGGAAGGGACGACUCGACUUUGCCCAGGAUAUUGAGAAACUGAAAAUUUUAAUUGUCGUUCUGAUGGAAAUGGAGGAAGAUGAGGGUUUGAAAGGUCACGAUUUUGCAAAACUGUCAAAAAUUGAAGAGUUGGAGAUUCAUGCGAAUCAGGAGAGCAAAGUGGAAAUGGUGACCUCUCUGGUGGCCAUGAUGCCAAGGAAUAGUUUGCGAAAAUUGACGCUCGACUGGGUCAACGAUUUCUUGCUGGAGUACAUCUACUCGUCACUGCCGAACCUCGAGGAGCUGGCCAUCCUGUAUGGUGGAUUUACCGAGAGGGGGAUUAUUGCCCGAGUACCACUAAUUUCCAUGAAGGAAGACGAACUAUUCUGUGAUAAGGAGAUUUCAACGCAAAAACGACGCCGUGACAUCACUGAUCUCAAAAGUUUGAAGUAUUUACUGUUGACGGGAGACUUGACGGAUGACCUGAUUUGUCACGGAGUGUGCCAAUGUUCCGCCUUGCAAAGGUUGGAACUCGUUUCACGCAGCAGUUCGAAAGUGAGCGACACUUCUAUCAAGACGAUUGCCAACGUCAAAGGAAACACGCUCGAGUUUUUAGGACUCAAAAAUUUUCUACAAUUUACGAGUCCCGAGAUGGUAGAUUAUCUUCGGGGGAAGUUUAAUGGGAGGGAAGUGCAUAUCAGUUAGGCUAUCUUAUCAUUAUGUAUGUAGAUAGAUAAAGGUUGACAUAUCUGCUAUGUAAAAAAAAUUUCCCGAUUGUAAAUCUAAUUUACAUCUUUUACUAAUCUGAACCUAGUUAUUUAUCAUGUUUGGCAUUAAGAUUGAAAUAAAUGAGAUUGUAUUGUAUACAAUUUUGCAGUAUUGGA